AAUUAUUAAAUAUAUAAAAAUUAAUAAUAAUAACUAAAAUGCGUCAAUUUGUGAAUGUUUUGUUGAUGUGCUUGUUUGCUGCCUCUGCUUAUGCCAGCGGUUGCACUAGCCCCAAAGCCACCGUAACAUCUUUCAGCACUCAAGAUGCCACUAUUCUAACACAAUUGGCCCACAUUGGAGAAUUCACCUUGAAGUGUGGCAAUGGAGCUAAACCUAUUUUGUUUGCUGAAUUCCCCUGCGGCAAAGUAGUGCCAGUGGCCCAUGUUGGCGAAGAGAAAUAUCAAGUGAGCUGGACUCAAGAAAUCAAAAAGUCUUCCGGUGGCAAUGUUGUAGUACGUCUUUUCGACGAAGAGGGUUACUCCAACUUACGUAAAGUACAACGUGAUGGUGGUAAGGUAUCCAGUGUCAAGUCUUUGGUUGACAUCACCGUCAACACUAAGAGCGCAUACAAGGGUCCCUGGGUAAAGGCUGAAUUAGUGGCUGCUUUAUUAGUGGCAGCUAUUGCUUACUUCGCUGUCACCACCAAGAGCAAAGUGCAAGCUUAAUUUGUAUGGAUUUUGAGUUUGAUACAAGUUCUUUGCUUAGAGAUUUCUUUUGAAUGAAAUUCAUUCACCUUAAAAACACACUGUUCAACAAACAACAUAAACAUUGAGAAAAACUACCUCUACGGCAAAAAUGUGGAAAAAUAUUCAUGUCAUCAUUAUUAAACACACAAACGAUGAGAGGAGGUUUUAUUCUUUUUUUUUAACUAAAUGUAAGAUUUGAUUAUUAUUUUUAUAAUUUAGAUAACUUAUUGAUUCUAAAUUAUAAACGAAACAGCGUAAUACAUAAAACACUUAAAAAAUAAAGUUUUUUUUAUAGUAAACAAAAAGAAA
This is a messenger RNA of Calliphora vicina (urban bluebottle blowfly), 875 nucleotides long. It is a transcript of the gene Tapdelta, whose product is annotated as Translocon-associated protein delta. The transcript is spliced from 2 exons. The record is from RefSeq and is a predicted model, not a curated record. The coding region runs from base 39 to 545 and encodes 168 amino acids. NCBI's taxonomy places the organism in Eukaryota, Metazoa, Arthropoda, Insecta, Diptera, Calliphoridae. Gene Ontology annotation, cellular component: endomembrane system; membrane; endoplasmic reticulum.